GAGCUCGGGGUUUUGCGCUAGCGAGAGAUGAAAUGUGCUUUGCUUUGCUUGUGUUGAAUUAUAAUCGAGGCGCACCUUGUUUUGAGCGACGCGUCAGGAAGCGCAACCGCAGGAGCAUUUUGGGGGAUUUUUGCGGUUUGUUUGUCUUUAUACACACCGGAUUAAGUGCUGAAAUCAAUGUUUUAAAGUUGCACACUAGUCUGUCGACUGCGGAAGGGCCUGUGUGUGUGUGUGGGGAGUUUGUUUCUCCUCUUCUCUUCCCCUCCCCCAUCAAUUACUGUGCUGUUGGAGACUCCGAGGCCAGAGACAUGAAUGCAGUGAAUGUGGGGCUCAGUGGCUCACUUCAAAGCGCCCGGGAGCGGGGAGGGGAGCGCGGGCAGAGCUGUAAUGUCGUCGGGGAAAAGAGCAACAAAGUAUCGGGAGUCUUUUAAGGAAAUAAAACCAGUCAUAAACCCCUGGACGUCCUGCUGUCCAUCUGUCUCACACUCGCUCUGGAGCUGGAAGUGUUUCUACAUUGCGCUUAAACGCGUGUUUUAACAGCCUUCACUAUCUUCCUGCACACAAUCCUAAAGAAUCAGAUCAACUUAACGAGCUAGCCUAGCCUAGCAUAGCAUAGCCUAGCAUAGCUUAGCUUAGCCGUGUUAGCCAGAUCUUAGCAGCAACCUUCUCGGCUUGUCGGCAGAGGUAGCAGCUUGGCUCAUUUUUAUUUUUACAUCUUUUUAGACUUCAUCCUUGUCCAAACUACUCUCCACAGAAAUGCUAAUAAGUUCUCUAAGAUGAUCUCAAGCUACCUUGUUUUGUUUGUAGCUAACUGGGCUAGCAAGCCUGCUAGCUAGUUUAGCACCUGGAAUUCAAACACUUAUUUUAUCGUUUGAACAGUUAUAAUCCUGCUUCGAGCAAAAAGAAAAAAUGUUUAUCUAUGUAUCUUGAAUUUAUAUAAAAAUAAAAAUGUUAUAGAACAAAUUACACGCCUUUAGCUUUGGGGAUUUUGUUGCUGAGAAGGCUAGGUCAUUUGAAGUUUGUUUGUUUUUACUCUUUGGAAGUUUUAUAGCCUGACUUGAUAUGAUACCGAGUCUUGUUUUAGGACGGAUGAGGUUUAUGAGAAGGCUUUCUGAGUUUUGCAGGGAGAGAGAGAGAGAGAGAGGUGCAGUAGUUUGAAAGUAGAGGAAAGCUUGAAUAUCAGAUAAUGAGCUGAGCUCUUUGAACCCAUGCUUCAGAGAUCAGACAGAGAUAUAACCAUGGUGAGGUGUGUGAAGACGGUUUAAAGCUUCAGGACGGUCACAGUUAGAACAGUGUGUGUUCUGUCUUCUCGAGAGCUAAUAUCUAAUCUUCCUGAGGUGCAGUUAAACAGUUCUAUUUAAUAAGAGAACAUCACUACUGUUAAGGUGUGCGCUUCAGACAGCUACGUACGUAAGCAAACUCGAACUUUACUGUUACACGUUUUGUUUUCUGAUCAGUUCUGGAUGUUGCCACGUUACACAAAAACUGUAAUCUCUGUGUACAUGCUGCUGGAGACAAGGAACCAAGCUCAAGGAGGAAUUAUUUCACAGUGGCAUUAGUGGAAAUCUGGCUCUGAUUGUUCCGGAGUGUGGGCUGAGCUGGGAUCGGGUGCAUGGACGUAGUAAGGAUGAGUGUGAAAGAGAAGGCUUACCUGGCGGACCUUGGGGGCAGCUUCACUGAGGAUGCGCCCCGUCCUCCAGUCCCGGGUGAGGAGGGUGAACUGGUGUCUGGUGAUGUGCGCCCAUACAGCUUGGGCUUCUACUCCAUCAAGAGCGAGAGUGUCAGGUGUGAGACCUCCAUAGCUACGCCGAGACGGCCCGACCUGGACCUGGGCUACGAGCCUGAAGGCAGCGCCUCACCCACGCCGCCCUAUCUGAAAUGGGCAGAGUCGCUGCAUUCGCUGCUGGAUGAUCAGGAUGGAAUCCAGUUAUUUCGCAACUUCCUCAAGCAGGAGGACUGCGCCGACGUGCUGGAUUUCUGGUUUGCGUGCAGCGGCUUCCGUAAGCAGGACACUGGUGAGGGGAAUGAGGAGAAGAAGCUGAAGCUGGCAAAGGCCAUCUACAAGAAGUACAUCCUGGACAGCAACGGCAUCGUGUCGCGACAGAUCAAACCAGCCACCAAGAGCUUCAUCAAGGACUGUGUGAUGAAGCUGCACAUCGACCCGGCCAUGUUCGACCAGGCCCAGACGGAGAUUCAGGCCGUAAUGGAGGAGAACACGUACCCUUUGUUCCUCAAAUCUGACAUUUAUUUGGAAUACACCAGGACAGGCGGCGAGAGCCCCAAGCUUUACAGCGAUCAGAGCUCUGGGUCAGGGAAUGGGAAGGUGCUGCCCGCCUACUUGCCGACAUUGAAUGAGGACGAAGAGUGGAGGUGCGAACAAGAAACUGAGGAACACAGCGAGAGCAAUCCGACUCCCAGCAAGCGGCUCACGCAGAAGCUUCUCUUGGAGACGGUGCCGCAACGGACAGCGAGCAGUAAGAGAUACCAGGACGGCCGUGAGUACAGACACGGGUCGUGGAAGGAGCCGUUCAACCCUUACUACGUCAACACUGGCUACGCGAUGGCACCGGCCACCAGUGCCAAUGACAGCGAACAGCAGAGCAUGUCCAGUGACGCAGAUACCCUCUCCCUAACAGAUAGCAGUGUAGAUGGAGUUCCUCCUUAUAGAUACCGUAAACAAUCUCGACGCGAGAUGCACGAAAGUGCCAAAGCUAAUGGGCGAGUGCCACUACCUCAUAUUCCUCGCACAAACCGGAUGCCAAAGGAUAUCCAUGUGGAGCCAGAGAAGUUUGCAGCAGAACUGAUUAAUCGGCUAGAGGCGGUCCUGAGGGAGCGCGAGGCCCAGGAGAAACUAGAAGAGCGCCUCAAGAGGGUGCGGCUGGAGGAGGAAGGAGAUGACGCCGAUGUGUCCACAGCUCCAUCUCUGGCGAGCCACAGGCUGCCCCCUGCUGUGCAUGUGCAGCACUACUCGGCACGCUAUUCAGACACUGCCUACAGUGGGUUGGGGCUGCGCGAUGCGCACGAGGAGAACCCUGAGAGCAUCCUAGAUGAGCACGUACAGCGCGUCAUGAAGACACCUGGCUGUCAGUCACCCAAGUCUCGAUCACCUGAUGGCCUUCCUGCGACCAAGAUGCCUGGGCAUAUUGCCCAGCUACCUGGUGGCCAAGGAAAACACCAAGCAAGGCUGGGAACCAAGGGUGAGCCGGGACAUGUUUACCACCACAAGCAUACACAUCACACACACCACACUGAGGGAGAAGGCAUGAGGCCGUGGAACAUGGAUCCGCACCAUUAUGGCUCCAAGACAAGGAAUUACUCAGAUGGCACCAAUGCUAUGGAACCCAUAGGAUAUAGCAGUAAAGGUGCUACAGUGUCAAAGCGGCCAUACAAGAAAGUUGAGGAACUGCGCAAUUUUGAGAUGCGAGAAACCGUUCCAGAGGAGCUGGACAGAAACCAAAAGAUCUUGCAGUGGAUGAUGGAGGGAGAGAAGGAGGCAGGGCGCUACAAAAAGAGCCCCUAUGGGAGCCUCUCAGGCUCAAAGAAGGCACAGGGUCACGAGUCGGGCAGGCCGAGCUCAGUAGAGCGGCCAGGGGCUGUGCACCCGUGGGUGAGCGCGCAGCUCCGGAACAACGUGCUGCCUUCACACCCCUUCAUCCAGGAUCCCACCAUGCCCCCGAACCCAGCACCCAACCCCCUUACGCAACUGGAAGAGGCCCGCAGACGACUUGAGGAAGAAAAGAAAAAAUCUGGAACCCUGCAGACCAAGCCAAGGUAUGUGAUGGAGGUGAUCCAGAGGGGACGCACUGUGGUCCGGCCCGCUGUUUUUCCCACAUUCAACAUGGUGCCUGCCGUGUCCGACACGGAGCUCUCCGAGGCCCAACACAAAGGCAUGAAAAAGCAACAGUGUGAGAACAUUACUGUGGCGUAUUACUUCUGUGGCGAGCCUAUCCCAUACAGGACCUCAGUCAAAGGAAGGAUCGUCACGUUGGGACAGUUCAAGGAGCUGCUUACCAAGAAAGGGAGUUACAGGUAUUAUUUCAAGAAAGUGAGUGAUGAGUUUGACUGUGGUGUGGUGUUUGAGGAGAUACGUGAGGACGAUGCUAUUCUGCCCAUCUUCGAGGAGAAGAUCAUCGGCAAAGUGGAGAAGAUCGACUGAAGAUCAGGGAGGAGGAGGAGACAGCACAGAGAGAUAGCAUGGCCUUUUAGGAGGAAUACUUGGCAGCCAGUAAGGGAAGGGAGCUAAAAGGAGGUGCUGAAGGAUGGUACAGUGUAUGU
Messenger RNA from Neoarius graeffei (lesser salmon catfish), 4275 nucleotides. It is a transcript of the gene axin1, whose product is annotated as axin 1. Gene Ontology annotation, biological process: negative regulation of canonical Wnt signaling pathway. The record is from RefSeq and is a predicted model, not a curated record. The coding region runs from base 1613 to 4156 and encodes 847 amino acids. NCBI's taxonomy places the organism in Eukaryota, Metazoa, Chordata, Actinopteri, Siluriformes, Ariidae. The transcript is spliced from 11 exons.